Plasmodium vinckei vinckei is the source of this 828-nucleotide messenger RNA. RefSeq names its product rhomboid protease ROM10, putative. Gene Ontology annotation, biological process: proteolysis. The transcript has 8 exons. Gene Ontology annotation, cellular component: membrane. Gene Ontology annotation, molecular function: serine-type endopeptidase activity. The record is from RefSeq and is a predicted model, not a curated record. Bases 1 to 828 code for a protein of 275 amino acids. NCBI's taxonomy places the organism in Eukaryota, Apicomplexa, Aconoidasida, Haemosporida, Plasmodiidae.
AUGAGGUUUCUUAUGAAUUAUCAGAAUUUACCAAAUGAUGAGUCAUUUGAUGACUCGGACUUAUUAGUUUUAAAAUAUGCAACAUUAUUUUAUAAAACCUUUAAGAAGAAAAUUCAAUUUAUUCAAAUUUUAUUCCCUUCUUAUAAACAUCAUUAUGUUGCCAUAAUCUUCUCUUUGUUCUUAUACAUUUUCUUCUUUGGAUAUGACAUAUAUUUCUUUAAUAAAUACAACCCCUUAUUUAUUAGAGAAGAGGUAAUAACACAUAUAGGAAUAAACAGAGACAUUAUCACAAGUCAAUUACAUUUCCACAAAUUCAUAACAGCCACACUAAUUCAUCCUAAUGUUUGGAGUUUGAUAAUUAACACAUAUUACUUAAUUAACCUUGGAAUUGUUAUCGAGAAAAAUUAUGGAAGAAUUAAUACUAUAGCACUCAUGUUAUUUAGCUCGAUAUGUGGAAACUUAUUAAUGUGUGCAACUGCAUAUUGCAAUGAGUCCCAAUUAGGAACAAGUACUAUAUUGUCAGGAAUGAUGGGGCUCUUCUUACAAGAAGUUGUAUCAAACUUUAGAAGAAUUAGUGGAAAAAUCGAAAUCAUAGGGACUUAUUUAUUUACCAUCAUAUCAAUGUAUUUGACAAUAUCCAUGUUCCCACAUAAUGGAAAUAUUAUGGGAAACCUUGGAGGAAUAUUUGGAGGUUAUUGCUACCCUUAUAUUUUUAAUGUGUCUAGAAUGGACAACAGACCAGGAAAUACUGAAAGAUUAGUCUAUACCGCAUUAAUGGGAUUAUUUUGGAUUUCUUUAAUACUUAACCUAAUAUUUAUUAAAUGCUAA